Messenger RNA from Aspergillus pseudoviridinutans, 1710 nucleotides. Its product is annotated as cytochrome P450. The transcript has 2 exons. Lineage: Eukaryota; Fungi; Ascomycota; Eurotiomycetes; Eurotiales; Aspergillaceae. The record is from RefSeq and is a predicted model, not a curated record. Bases 1 to 1710 code for a protein of 569 amino acids. Gene Ontology annotation, molecular function: oxidoreductase activity, acting on paired donors, with incorporation or reduction of molecular oxygen; iron ion binding; monooxygenase activity.
AUGGAUUACUUCAAAGCCGUUGACCUGACCCUUCCCCCUCACUUCAUCGCUGCCCUCAGCAGACCAACCGUCCUUGCUGGCUUUGCAUGUGUCUUUGUGUUCUCCCAGCUUCUGGUCUGGACUGUCAAGUACUCGCGCAAGAAGUCCAAGGGUCUGGCAGAUAUCCCUGGUCCAUCUGGAUGGCCCCUAAUCGGGAUUGGCCUGGAUCUGCCGGCCCGCCCCCGUGAAUUGUUAAACUCCUGGGCAACCCAGUUUGGUGACACCUUCAAGGUACGCGUGGGGUGGUACAACUGGGUGUUUUUUAACCAUCCAGAUGCGGUCAAGGAAGUGUUUGAUCGGCAGGCGGCUGUCACGUCCGGCAAACCACCUCUCCCCAUCGCCCAAGAAUAUUGUCUUCGGGGCGAUGGCGUGCUGCCGAUGACCUACAGUGCAAAGUGGAAACGUCUGCAUGCCUUUUUGAAGCAGCUGCUUAAUGCCAAGGCAUCGGCGGCGUUUAUCCCCAGCCAGGAAUUUGAGAUCAAGCAACUUCUAUGGGAUCUCAGCCAUGAGGCGGGGAAAAACAGCACAGAUUUCUAUAUGCACAUCCGCCGCAUGACCUUCUCCAUUGUAAUGACGUCCGCGUACGGCCUUCGGAUCCCUCAGUGGGACUGCCAGGAGGUCCGUGACGUAUAUGGAAACAUGCGGAUGCUGUCAAUCAUCCUAAGCCCCGGGGUGUUCUGGAUUGACGUAUUCCCGCCCCUUAACUGGUUACCACGGUUUCUAUUCCCGUCAUGGCCCAAAGCCAAGUUCAUGGCACAGAAGAUGCACGCAAACAAGAUGAGGCACUGGAACAACCUCAAGGAGCGGAUUGCCCUCGGGAAUGCGCCCGACUGCUUCGCCAAAGACCUCAUGGAGUCAAACUACCGCGAGCACGGACUCGAGGAGGAGACGGUCUCCUGGCUAGCGAGUGCGGUGCCGGAAGCCGGAGCGGAGACAACGGCCAGCGCACUCAACGGCAUGAUCAGGUACUUGGCCAUGUUCCCGGAGGCCCAGGCCCGAGCCCACGAGGAGGUCACACGGAUCCUUGGCGAUGAGCGGAUGGCCACCCUGGCCGAUGAGCCACAAAUGCCCUAUAUCAAAGCAGUGAUCAAGGAGACGCUGCGGCUGUGUCCCGUGGCCACGACGGGGCUGCGUCGGAUGGCUGACGGCGAUGUCAAGUACCGUGACCACGUCAUCCCCAAGGGAACCAUCCUGCUCGCGAACCUGAACGCACUGCAUUGGGACCCGGAGCGUUUCCCGGAUCCGUUCAGCUUCAAGCCGGAGCGGUACCUCAACCAUCCCAAUCGAUCAGCGGUGUACGCAGCCGGGGGGGACAUCAUGGCCCGUGACCACUUCACCUUUGGCGCCGGACGUCGCAUCUGUCCAGGAAUCCACCUGGCAGAGAACGGGCUGUUUUUGGCGGUGUCCAACCUCAUCUGGGCCUACGAGUUCAAGCUGCCCCUGGACGAGAAGGGCAACGAGAUCGCCCUAGAUAUCAGCGACGAGGGAUUCAUGGAAGGUGCCAUCCGCGUGCCAAAGCAGUACACCGUCCGAAUCCUGGAAAGAAAUCCGGCGCGGUCCCGGCUUAUCCAGGAGUCGUGGGAACAGGCCCAGAAGGAUGGAUACAUCCUGCGAGGCGUACGUGUCGAUGCGGAUGGAGGAGUGAGAGGCAGCGCAAAGGUUAAGGCAUAA